CACUGCCCAGGGAGGUGGCGUAUGGCUCUGCUACAGUUCCUUCCCCCUCCCUCUCCUCUGCCUUCUACUGCUUCCCUCCCCAAAAACCCGACAGAGGAUAAUGCCUCCUGAAUACAUGAUGAAGUGAGUAGUCAGGCUGGGCUCUGCCACUGCUGCUGGGAGUGAGUGAGUGUGUGAGUCUGUGCAUUGAGGCAUCUCUGCACUGCAGCCUCCUCCUACAUCCAGCCAGAGAGAAAGAGAAAGGCACGGAGGGAAGGCGGCUUGUUGCAGUGCAAGGCACUGGCCCCUGGGAAGAAGCAAAUCCCUUGCAGCCACCCAAGGAAGGACUGUAGCAGCCCCUGAGCAAGGAGGCAGGCAGCAGACGCCAUGCUGAAUAACCUGACGGACUGCGAGGAUGGUGACGGGGGUGCAAAUCAAGGUAAGAAGAGCAGCCCUUGGAGGGGGCAGGGGAGCAGCAGCGCUGAAGAGAGAGUUGGGGGGCAAGGGGGCAGCCUUCCCCCUGAGGAGAUGGACACCAGCCCGAUGGUCUCGUCCCUGCUGAGCGGGCUGGCCAACUACACCAACCUGCCGCAGGGCAGCCGGGAGCACGAGGAGGCCGAGAACAAUGAUGGCAGCAAGAAGAAGCCAGUGCAGGCACCACGGAUGGGCACCUUCAUGGGCGUCUACCUGCCCUGCCUGCAGAACAUCUUUGGGGUGAUCCUGUUCCUGCGUCUCACCUGGGUGGUGGGAAUUGCCGGCAUCAUGGAGUCCUUCUGCAUGGUCUUCCUCUGCUGCUCCUGUACGAUGCUGACAGCCAUUUCCAUGAGCGCGAUCGCCACCAACGGCGUGGUGCCAGCAGCCGCGUCCAGAGCACUUCACCGGUUCCCCUCUGUGGGAGGCUGUUUGCCAGGUGGUGAGGCCGUGACUCUCUUCCAGGCCUACAUCUUCCCGGCUAUGGCCAUCUUCAAGGCGGAGGACGCCAGCGGAGAGGCCGCGGCGAUGCUCAACAACAUGCGUGUAUAUGGCACCUGCGUGCUCACCUGCAUGGCCACCGUGGUGUUUGUGGGGGUCAAGUACGUCAACAAGUUUGCCUUGGUCUUCCUGGGCUGCGUCAUCCUCUCCAUCCUCGCCAUCUACGCCGGUGUCAUCAAGUCGGCCUUCGACCCACCGAGCUUCCCGAUCUGCCUCCUGGGCAACAGGACCCUGUCGCGCCACGGCUUCGACAUCUGCACCAAGCUGGUGGUGGAAGGCAACGAGACGGUGGGCUCCAAGCUCUGGGAGCUGUUCUGCACCUCCCGCUUCCUCAACGCCACCUGCGACGAGUACUUCAGCAUGAACAACGUGACCGAGAUCGAGGGCAUCCCCGGAGCCGCCAGUGGCCUCAUCCAAGGGCUGGUGAGCCCCCGCGAGCGCAACGCGCCGGGCGGCAGGAAUGAGGUCCUGCAGCCGCAGCACGGAGCUGACGUGCUGCCGCUGAGCGCCGCCCGCUACGCGCUGCUUCGGCUGGAGGAGGGGCCCCCGCACACCAAGAACUGGAGGCCCCAGCUGCUGGUUCUGGUCCGCGCGGAUCAGGAGCAGAACGUGGUGCACCCACAGCUCCUGUCCUUCACUUCACAGCUCAAAGCUGGCAAGGGCCUCACCAUUGUGGCCUCUGUGCUAGAAGGGACCUUCCUGGACAACCACCCGCAGGCGCAGCGAGCAGAAGAGUCCAUCCGCCGGCUGAUGGAAGCAGAGAAGGUGAAGGGCUUUUGCCAGGUGGUGAUCUCCUCCAACCUGCGGGACGGCAUGUCUCACCUCAUCCAGUCCAGCGGGCUGGGCGGGCUGCAGCACAACACGGUGCUCGUGGGCUGGCCCCGCUGACACCUGGCCCUGCUGGUGGCCAAGAAUGUCGCCAUGUUCCCGGGCAACCAGGAGCGCUUCUCCGAGGGCCACAUCGAUGUCUGGUGGAUCGUCCAUGACGGGGGGAUGCUCAUGCUGCUGCCCUUCCUCCUGCGGCACCACAAGGUCUGGCGCAAGUGCAAGAUGCGUAUCUUCACGGUGGCGCAGAUGGACGACAACAGCAUCCAGAUGAAGAAGGACCUGACGACGUUCCUGUACCACCUGCGCAUCACCGCAGAGGUGGAGGUGGUGGAGAUGCACGAGAGCGACAUCUCCGCCUACACCUACGAGAAGACCCUGGUGAUGGAGCAGCGCUCCCAGAUCCUCAAGCAAAUGCACCUCACCAAGAACGAGCGGGAGCGGGAGGUAAGGCUGCAGGAAGCGCUGGCUCCUGUGCGCCAGCCUGGCCCGAAGCGGCAGCGGUUUGUCCCUGCAGUGUCUGUCGCAGCAAAGCUGGCCAGGCAGAGCUCAUCCCCCUACUCGCUCCUCCUGCUCCCUCUCCUGACCGCUUCCUGA
Struthio camelus australis is the source of this 2373-nucleotide messenger RNA. The record is from RefSeq and is a predicted model, not a curated record. NCBI's taxonomy places the organism in Eukaryota, Metazoa, Chordata, Aves, Struthioniformes, Struthionidae.